Magallana angulata is the source of this 2869-nucleotide messenger RNA. RefSeq names its product FMRFamide receptor-like. Gene Ontology annotation, cellular component: membrane. The record is from RefSeq and is a predicted model, not a curated record. Gene Ontology annotation, molecular function: G protein-coupled receptor activity. Gene Ontology annotation, biological process: G protein-coupled receptor signaling pathway. NCBI's taxonomy places the organism in Eukaryota, Metazoa, Mollusca, Bivalvia, Ostreida, Ostreidae. The transcript is spliced from 2 exons. Bases 986 to 2179 code for a protein of 397 amino acids.
UUGUGUAUUUCUGACCCGCUGUGAACCACUGGGUUCUCCCGAUACACGGCCAUAGGAUUCCGGAGAGUUCCUCAGCAGCAGGGCUCGCAAUGGUUCUACGGUAACCGGUAAUGGGAUCCGACAACUUGAGCAAAUGCUGUUAAAUCUGUUUUUUCCACAGAGAUCGGCGAUAUUAAGGGACACUUGGCCGUACUGACCGUAUGAAGAACGGACACAGAGGCUUUAUACCAACAUGCGACAGUUGACCACAAAAAACAAAAAAGUUUUAAUUGGUAAAUUUUGAUUUGUGAAAUAUCUGGAUAUUUUUGGCUGGCGUUUAAUGUAACGAGUUCUACAAUAUUGUAUAUAGUGGGAAUUUAGUAAGUUGGGUUCUUGAUUACGAUUGCUGGAAACAUUUGAGGUAAUUUAACGGAAAAGAGACAUAUUCAGCUGUGUCACAGUAUCCGCGGUCCUGUUGUGCUAUUAGACGGGGACGCCGCCAAAUCCGUGAUUUUUUUGUCCGUCUGCAACACAUUUGAAUGCAAUAACAAAGAUCUUGGAUGAGGAGAAAUGAGAUCUGUUGACGAGGGACAGGCAAUGUAGAUGAGGAUUUGUGGUAAUUAAUCGCUGGUAAUAUAUUGGUGGGGACCAAGAACCGCUGGCGGCCCACUUGGAGAGGUAUAGGCAAUCGGUCAUAGAAAUACCGUGCCAGACCAUUAAUCUAAAGUCUUCUACGAUUACCAUUUUACAAACAACGAAACAAGGCAAUUGUGGAGGCUUGACAUCCACGUUUUUUAUGGACAAACACAGCCCAAAAGUUCAAUAGACAACGAUCAGAUCGGAGGUGGGAAUGCGAUGUGGAUUUGUGCUUUAAGUCUGUUUUUUUAUGUGUUAGAACUUGCCACGGUGUAAUUAUUAAGGACUUUGACAGUAGGUGUUGUAGAUGAAGCAGUGAUGAAGACAAUACAAAACCAUUUCAACUGAAGUUAAAAAAACAUUUACAACUAUGUCGAUGAUCGCAACGAUCCUACCGAACAUUACAGAGACAGCCACAAAUGACUCGAGUGGAAACAAAGACAUUUCUUCAGACUUUGAAGAAGCAGCGACAUCUCUGCAAGUAACCCGGAUUAUUGUAAAACAGAUUCUGAUCCCUAUCAUAGCUUCAGCUGGAAUCAUAGGAAAUAUUUUAAAUAUUAUUGUAUUGCGCAACCGGAAGAUGCGCAGUUCAACAAACGUGUACCUCUCUGCUCUUGCUGUAUCUGACAUGCUGUACCUGAUUUUUACUUUCACUUUGUCUUUUGUUCAUUGCAACCUACCAGAGCAACCCGAAUCCGCCUUUUAUUUCAUACCCCGUGCUCGGGUUCUCUCGGACUUGUUCGGAAACACCGCCGUGUGGCUCACGGUUGCAUUCACCAUCGAGAGGUACAUCGGUGUCUGCCACCCUAUGAGGGGUAAGGUGUGGUGUACCGUGGGCAAAGCGAAGAUACUCUCACUCCUUGUUUUUGGGAUCUCCUUAGUGAAUACGUUUCCAGAAUUUUUCGAAAUGGAAAUCAUAGAAUCUCAUAGUAAUAAUACGACGACAUUUUCCUGCGAGCAGACGUCUUUCGGAAAGUCCGAGUCGUACUCAAUUGGAUACUACUGGUGGUUCGUCACCUUCUUCACGUUUGUGCCGUUCGUCUUUCUUUUUGUAUUCAACAGUGUGUUAAUCAAAUCUGUUUGGCAAGCCAACAAACGUAGGAACGAGUUGUCUAAUUUCUCGGUGGUGGGAGAAAAUUCCCGCCAACAAAGCGAGCAACAUAAAGUCACGACGAUGCUAAUAACGGUGGUGCUCAUCUUCCUACUGUGCCAGCUACCCUGGACCGUCCUACUGAUGUACAGGACGUAUCUAGACGCCAACAAUUUGUAUAGGUCUCAAAUGACUUUCAUCUUGAUAUCUGGAAAUAUAUGUAACCUGUUAGUGAUUAUGAACGCAUCAGGAAACUUCCUGCUUUACUCUUAUUUUAGCAGUAGAUUUCGCAGGACAUUCACUAAAGUGUUUUGUGGUUGGCGUAAAAUUCGGAAGACUGCACGUGGCUCCAGCAGCAGAAUGUGGCGAUCUUCGAGGUACGCCAGUAGUACAACCACUACUACGUCAUCAUGCAGAUCAAAACGAGACACACUGUCAGAGUCAAGCAAACGUUUGAAGUUGACGACCGAGUGAUGUAAUUGUACUAGUGUAUAACAUGUUUAGAGAAAGAUAAGUAAGACAAAUAUAACAAGUUAAACAUUUGAACAUGUGUUAAAUAUAUAACUCGGUAAAUUGUGACAAGGAAGCCCUAAAGAAGAUAAAAACAUGCUUAAAUGACGUCAUCUUUUGUUUGAGGGGGUCAAGAAAACAUUUUGAUUAUAUCUUGAUAUUAUAUGAAACACCAUAUUAAAUUACAUUGUAUUUACCAAUACACAGCUUAACUGGUAAGAAAAGAUAUGCCCCACCCACGCUCCAAAAUUUCCGUCACUUUGGCAAUUUUUAUUCUUAAUUGAUAACUGUUAAUUAAGUACAAAUGAAAUUGAUGAAAAGGGGUAGAGUCCAGGACUUCUUUAUUGAUAAUCGUCUGUUUUUUACCUGAGAAACUCGCAUGACCGAAAAACAACUCCUAUGGGGAUUUGUAAUGGGACACAUUAUAACAUCUUCCCAUUCGAAAUUAUCGGGACGCCUCCCACAUUUUUAAUGUUAUCAUACGCCUGGUGGCUUUCAGGCUGUUUCAGGCAUUGCAAAAAUCCUGUAGACCUUUUAUUUUUUGACCGUGUAUUGAAAAAUGAAAAGCUAGAUGGGACGUUUCAAAGGGGAUAUGCAUACUAUUUAAUAAACAUCGUUUGUAACCUGGAUUUAUUUAUAACUAUCAAAUAUUUC